Molecule: messenger RNA, 984 nt
Organism: Penicillium maclennaniae
Lineage: Eukaryota; Fungi; Ascomycota; Eurotiomycetes; Eurotiales; Aspergillaceae
Exons: 1
Coding region: 1-984 (327 amino acids)
Source: RefSeq, a predicted model, not a curated record
AUGUAUCAUUACACCAGUCCACCACCGGGAUGGUCCACCUACGACUACUCCCAGUCGCCACCUACCUCGCCUCACUACGCGUACUACGCAUCUCAAUACGCCAACACAUACACCUCGCCUCGCGGCACGGGCACGGGUACGGGCACGCGACGACACACUCGCAAGGCCAGCUAUACGGCCACCAAGGACCCCAGCUAUUACUCAGGUUACUCGCAGCCUUACUAUGAGGCGACGCCUGAAUAUGGCAUGCCGCGCAAGCACGAUCAUGUAAGUGCUUCUUUCGCGGGCUCGCCCAAACACCGUCGCACCCACACGACUGGUCAUCCUGCGGGGGAUGGCCUCGGCCCCGGUACCGGCACCGGAUUCAGCUCGCAAUGGCAGCAGCAGCCCAUCUUUGAUGUGGUUGACGAUGCAUUCGAUGUUCCGCGCUACGCUUCGCGCGAGCAGCCCAGACGCCCUGGCCGUCCCCCGGCCACGACUCCCAAACGAGAUGCCCCCCAAGGCCAUCGUCGCACCGCUUCGACUUCUCAUCGCAAAUCGAACCCACCCGCUGAUUCUCACUUUUACUUCAAUCAGGUUCCUAACUCCGAGGAUAUCGAAGCAGCCCGUCGUCAGCACGCUCGUCGCCAGUCCACUUCCACUCGCACUCCCAAGACCAAACCACCCCCCGCCUCAAAACCUCCACCCGUCGCUACCGAGGAGGACGCCGAGCGCGCUGGUAUCCCACCCGGCUACUCGAUCAAGAACUGGGACCCGACCGAAGCCCCCAUCAUUCUCCUCGGUAGUGUAUUCGACGCCAACUCUCUCGGCAAGUGGAUCUACGAUUGGACCGUUUUUCACCAUGGCGCAUCAACCCCCAUGGCCGACGUGGCGGGCGAUCUUUGGCUUCUCUUGAUCAAACUCGCGGGCAAAGUUAAGCGAGCCGACGAAUGCCUCCUCGUAUUCAACGACAAGAUGCAGCGGAGGUGGUUGAAGAUUUCUUAG